AUGUACGAGGAGGCCCCGAUGGGCAUGCAGAUGCACAUGCUGAGUUUCGGUCUCCUCGAUAAAAUCGUGGACGGCUUUGAGCAGUAUCCUGGGCGUGGAUUGUUGCUCUCGGCGCUGUGCCGACUCACCGCCGCCAUUGCAGUGCAGGAUCGACGACGCG
Messenger RNA from Amoebophrya sp. A25, 160 nucleotides. Lineage: Eukaryota; Dinophyceae; Syndiniales; Amoebophryaceae. The record is from the annotation of a GenBank genome assembly.